Molecule: messenger RNA, 1617 nt
Organism: Striga hermonthica
Lineage: Eukaryota; Viridiplantae; Streptophyta; Magnoliopsida; Lamiales; Orobanchaceae
Source: the annotation of a GenBank genome assembly
AUGGGUAGCUCUGAUUUUUCAUGGAAACUGAAGGAUCAUCCGCAGCUGCCCAAGGGGAAAACCAUAGCCAUGAUAGUUUUGGAUGGGUGGGGCGAGGCCAAACCCAAUCAGUACAAUUGUAUCCACGUGGCUGAGACGCCCACCAUGGAUUCACUAAAAAAUGGUGCCCCUGAAAGAUGGAGAUUGGUUAAGGCCCAUGGUAAGUACGUGGGUCUCCCCACAGAUGAUGACAUGGGCAACAGUGAGGUCGGCCAUAACGCUCUUGGUGCUGGAAGGAUCUACGCACAAGGUGCUAAGCUUGUUGAUAUUGCUCUUGAGACUGGUAAAAUUUAUGAUGGAGAAGGUUUCAAGUACAUUAAACAAUCUUUUGAAACUGGAACACUGCAUCUAAUCGGAUUAUUGAGCGAUGGAGGUGUCCACUCUAGGCUCGAUCAGCUGCAGGUAUCUCAAUGCCUUAAUUUUAUCCUCCAUUACUCAAGAAUAAUUUGUUUAUUUUCUGAAUAUUCCAACUUUGUAGAUCGCGUCGAUGCCCAGAUUGCAUCUGGUGGAGGUCGUAUGUAUGUUACAAUGGACCGAUAUGAGAAUGACUGGGAGGUCGUGAAACGAGGAUGGGAUGCCCAAGUGCUAGGAGAAGCACCACACAAGUUCAAGAGUGCAGUUGAAGCUGUCAAAAAGCUGAGAGAAAUUCCAAACACGAAUGACCAAUAUUUACCCCCUUUUGUUAUCGUCGAUGAUAGCGGGAAAUCCGUGGGGCCUAUUGUUGAUGGGGAUGCCGUUGUAACUUUCAACUAUCGGGCCGAUCGUAUGGUUAUGAUUGCCAAGUCGCUCGAGUACGAGGACUUUGAUAAAUUUGACCGAGUUCGAGUUCCUAAAAUACGAUAUGCCGGGAUGCUUCAGUAUGAUGGCGAACUUAAACUUCCUAGCAACUAUCUUGUUUCACCUCCCGAAAUCGAGAGAACCUCUGGAGAAUAUUUGGUAAAUAAUGGUAUCCGCACUUUUGCCUGUAGUGAAACGGUUAAAUUUGGUCAUGUCACGUUUUUCUGGAAUGGAAACCGCUCGGGAUACUUUAAUUCAGAAAUGGAAGAAUAUGUGGAGAUUCCAAGUGAUAGUGGCAUUACGUUCAAUGUCCAGCCAAAAAUGAAAGCACUGCAGAUUGCUGAGAAGGCAAGAGAUGCCAUACUUAGCAGAAAAUUCGACCAGGUGCGUGUUAACCUCCCCAAUGGUGACAUGGUGGGACACACUGGAGACAUCGAAGCAACAGUUGUGGCUUGCAAGGCUGCUGAUGAGGCUGUUAAGAUGAUACUUGAUGCAAUCGAGCAAGUUGGCGGGAUAUACGUUGUCACGGCUGACCAUGGAAAUGCAGAGGAUAUGGUGAAAAGGAACAAGAAAGGCGAGCCACUCCUUGACAAGAGUGGCAAAAUACAAAUUCUUACUUCUCACACACUCGAGCCCGUUCCUAUUGCAAUCGGUGGUCCCGGACUGGCGCCCGGCGUGAGAUUCAGGACGGAUGUUCCUAAUGGUGGGCUGGCCAAUGUGGCUGCAACCAUCAUGAACUUGCACGGCUUUGAGGCACCUACCGAUUAUGAGCCGACCCUUAUUGAGGUUGUUGGCAAUUAG